Messenger RNA from Hypomesus transpacificus, 2563 nucleotides. It is a transcript of the gene sost, whose product is annotated as sclerostin. NCBI's taxonomy places the organism in Eukaryota, Metazoa, Chordata, Actinopteri, Osmeriformes, Osmeridae. The record is from RefSeq and is a predicted model, not a curated record. The transcript has 2 exons. Gene Ontology annotation, molecular function: BMP binding. Gene Ontology annotation, biological process: ossification; negative regulation of Wnt signaling pathway; negative regulation of BMP signaling pathway. Bases 131 to 781 code for a protein of 216 amino acids.
GUUAGGUUUGAAAACCGUGGUACUUAAAUAGCUUGAACGCCUCUUGGACGGUUGAUAUCGGACACAAUUGUCCCUCAGAGCAUCUUUCCGACGUUUUCCAGCUCUACACUGUCGACACUCACAGAUAAGGAUGCAGGUGUCUCUCGCGUUUCUCGUCUCCAGCUCCAUGCUGCUGUUGCUACAAGGAUGUUGUACGGCUGUGCAAGGAUGGAGGGUACUAAAGAACGAUGCCACGGAGAACAUACCAGAAUUCACAGAAGAAACACAGACACCCAAGGAGCCAAUACAGACAUCUAACAAUAAUACAAUGAAUAGAGCUAAAAACGGGGGAAGGAGAUCGUCUGUGAACACACCAACAUAUAGUCCCUCGGAGCUGAGCUGCAGAGAACUGCGUUCCACGCGUUACAUCACAGACGGAUCCUGCCGAAGUGCCAAGCCUGUCAGGGAGCUGGUUUGCUCGGGCCAGUGCAUGCCCGCCCACCUCCUCCCCAACUCCAUCGUCCGCGGAAAAUGGUGGCGAAGCAGCGCCUCCGAUUACCGCUGCAUCCCCGCCCACUCCCGGACCCAGCGGGUUCAGCUGCAGUGUCCCAACGGCAACAGACGGACUUACAAAAUCCGCGUGGUCACCUCCUGCAAGUGUAAGCGCUACAGCCGCCAUCACAACCAAUCAGACGCCAAGGAGACUCCCAAGCCGCAACGACGCAACAAGAAACACUCCCGAUUGGCCGCCAAGAGCCGGAAUGAGAACAACACCCCGACGCAGCUAGGCAACUCGUACUGAGGAUGCCACAGUCCCUCGGUUACAAGGACAGAGACCAAAGCAGACAUGUUCACACCACAAGUACACGUUACACACACUCCAACACAACUCCUUCACUGGACGCAGGAGAAGCAAAGACGUUUCAAGAAAAAAGGGAUUUGUAAAAUAUUUUGUUGGACUGAUUUGAAAAACAAAUGCGUGUUAAUCAAGAAACAGGCACUAUACUUUUGUUGCCCAUUCUUUUGUUUUUUAAAAUCUUGUAUAGAUAUUUGAGAACUUUUUAUUAGCAUGACCAAAUGUGGAGGCCAAGAAAUCCAAGCAAAACUAUGUGACUGGUCAGAAGACUUGAGUUGAAUUUUCAGCGCCAGUUCACGUGAAGGUCUUGGGAAAGUCCUGUUGGACUCUUAACACGGAUAGAAACCUCUCUAGCGCAGUGAGAGGUGUUCCAAAGACUUUAAAUCCACCUGUGAAAACACCCAGAGGACACACCACAGCGCUUGUUAAAGGUGGAAGGUGUAUCUCAGCUCCAGCCAGUUGUAAUCCAUCUCUGUGAGGCUGGGUGUAGGGGUAGCACGUGUCAACCCUGGGGGCUCUCAGGCUCUGGAGACAGGCUGCUGACAGGCCAGUGAGGCCCUGCCCUCCAGCCCGGAGCAGCCAGCGCCUCUGACAGGCUGGGGAGCACCUCACUCAGCAGGACUCUCCCACAGCGCUACGCAGUUUGUAGCAGCCUCACAGCAUCUGUCAGUUAGCUAGCUAGGCCUCUCUCCCACUGGCCCUGAUAGAGAGAGGGCAGGAGCCAGAGGAGAAAUGAGGGGACUUAGAGGGAGAGAGAGAGAUAGAGAUAGAGAGGGAGAGAGAGAGAGAGAGAGAGGUGGAAAAGUUGUGUCAGCACUCGCAUGGCCUGGGUCCCUGCGGUCAGAGAGGCACUGGGCAUUCCGGUGACUUGUCUUAAUGACUAAAUGAGCCCAUUCCUGUGUUUAGGAUUUGAGCAUAAAAAAAAGCAAUUUCCUCUAGACUUGGUUAGUUCCUGUUUGUUGGAAAUAACACAAAAAGGCCCACAUGUGUGGAGGAGGCCCAGCAAUUGUGCCGAUUUGUUACCUUGAGGCAGAACAUUCUCUGUCAGAUAGCAUUGGCAGUCAUUUACCCAUAGCCCAAUCCAUUAUGUUAGCCUGAAGCAUUCACUUCACUUGACCCCCUUCUCUGAAUAGCACAGACAGGAAAGAUAGGAAUAAAAUAAAGAAAUCUGAAUUGUUUUGGCUGUUAAUAUCUCACAUGUUGCAGACAGGAAAUUAUAUUUGGGAUCAAAAUAUCCAAUGCCUACUUUCUCAGCUAUACUAUGGAUUUGCUUAUAUUUACAUAAUGAAGAAAUAUUAAAAUGUUUCCAUCUAUUAUUUUCAAUCCAUUGUUUCCACUCAUAUUGCUUCCUUGUUUUGGUUUGAUAAACUGUACGGACAAUGUUUGCUUCUUUUUCAAUUGUGUGUUUGAAAUAGCAACUGGAAUUGAUUUUGUCACGCAAGCAGAGUUGCCACAUGUAGUCUUAUUGUACAUUGUGUACCUGUGUGGUCUUUUAGGGCAGCGACCCCACAUUACAGGGUGCAAAGAGAAGGGAGACGCGCACCCACUCGAAGAAGGACUGUUACAAAGAAUGAACUGCAUAUUUAUUUUUAUUUCCACAUUUAAAUUAUUUAUUCAACUUUUUGUAGUAAAAGAUAGCCAUUAUUGUCAUAUAGAAUGAUAGUGACUUUGAAACCAAAUGAAAUAUUGUACAGUACAUGAAUAAACUAAAGGCAGAUAUAUUUGAAA